Messenger RNA from Ilex paraguariensis (yerba mate), 228 nucleotides. The record is from the annotation of a GenBank genome assembly. NCBI's taxonomy places the organism in Eukaryota, Viridiplantae, Streptophyta, Magnoliopsida, Aquifoliales, Aquifoliaceae.
AUGAGUAGAGAUGUUUAUCCUAAUUUUUACGAGCUAAAGAACUCUUCGAAUGCUUAUGAGCUGAAGAGUUCAUCCUUGGUUUAUGAGCUUAUUCUAACUCUACUCAAGCAACUGCUCAAGCUACCUGAGAUCAAUGCUGAGGAGUCUUACAUCUUUGUAUGCUCUUAUGUUCUUGCUUUGUAUUCUGUCUUUUCCCCUUCUACUACAAACAGGUCUUUAGCCAUUUAA